ACCAUAAUACAAAAAGAAGAAGAAAACAAACCGAAGAAGAAGAAGUAGUAGUAGUGGAAACAAGACUAACGGCCUGACGCAGUUUGAGGCAGUGAGGCUGCAUCGUGAAGUAAUGGUUAACUGUCACGGACUUUAGAUGCCGCCGUCCAAAACCUCCACGCCGGUGAACAAGGUCUGUGUUUUGAGUGCGACCACCCGGUAGUGAAGUGUGACCGCUCCGUGCUUUUAGCUGAACCGUUAUUCUGUCUGUUAAGAGACAGCAACGGCCGCCGAGCCGUUUGUUAACGUUAAAGUAGCGUUAACGGUUAUUUUGAGUCAUGGCGAUCGACUUUGUAAAGACUUUUGUGCAUAUGUGCAAUUAUCUCCAAGACCCCUGUCAUGUAGCGAGGUUUCAACAAUUCUGCGGCGUUAAGGGGACAUUUCCGGUUAAACCGACAAAUCCUGACAGUGGACAGCCGCAGUCGGACUGUCCCGGGCUGAGAAAGAGGGUCCAACAGGAGGUUAGUGUUGAGAAUGGAGCAACCGGUGAUUCGACCGCACAGCUUAACGGGAUGCAGGGUGACAGCACCGCCGGGCUUGAUGGGACACCGGCAGCAGAGACCAUCAGGGCGAAACCCCUCCGGAAAAACUCCCUGACCGGAGACGUGGGUCAAGAGUUCCUGAUCCACAACAAGUUUCUGUUCUACCUGUUCACGUUUGGGACCGAGCUGGGCAACGAGAUGUUCUUCAUCAUCUUCUUCCCCUUCCUCUUCUGGAACAUCGACGCCCUGGUCAGCCGGAGACUCAUCGUGGUCUGGGCCUGGAACCUCUUCGUGGGGCAGUCCACCAAGGAUUUGGUCCGCUGGUCCCGGCCGGCCUCCCCACCUGUGGUGAAGGUGGAGGUCUUCUACAACUCCGAGUACAGCAUGCCGUCCACACACGCCAUGACAGGGACGGCCAUACCCUUCUGUGUCUUCAUGCUGACCUAUGGGCGGUGGCAGUACCCCUUCCUAUUUGGCUUUUUUCUGGCUCUCAGCUGGAGUGUGCUGGUCUGUGUAAGCAGAGUCUACAUGGGGAUGCAUUCUAUCCUGGAGGUAAUCACAGGCUUCCUGUACAGCCUUCUUAUUCUAGCCUUCUUCUGGCCAAUUUUGGACAAGAUCGACAACUUCUACAUGAUGGACGACUACGCUCCGCUUGUGGUUAUCGUGUCACAUGUGAGCCUAGGUCUUGUGGCUUUUUCUCUGGAUUCCUGGAGCACUUCUCGGGGCGAUACGGCUCAGGCUCUGGGCACCGGGGUAGGAGCUGCUUUGGCUACCCAUGUGAACUAUCAGCUGGGGCUGCUGCCGGAUCCACCUCUGUCCUCACUCCCUCUAACUUUACCACCAAUCACCACCAGCUUGGUGGUUCUCUCCCUGCUGCGCUUCGUCAUCGGAGUCGCCGUCCUCCUCGUCACGAGAAUGGUUAUGAAAGCAGUGACUAUUCCGUUCUUGUGCCGAGUGUUUGGGCUGCCUUCAGAUGAUGUAAGACAGGCGAGGCAGCACAUGAGAGUAGAGUUGCCUUAUCGUUACAUUGUCUACAGUGUUGUUGGUUUUAGUUGUGUCUGUGUGGUGCCUCUCCUCUUUAGGAUCUUAAACGUUGCCUGACUGUUGUGUGCAAACCGUCUUACUCUGACAUGCUCAUCGACACAGUGAAGGCAAACGGCACAGGGAAACAUGCUUGUUUUGACACAAGAUAAAGUCUCUGCACGACAGAACUGAUAAUAAAGGAUAAAUAUGG
Molecule: messenger RNA, 1755 nt
Organism: Micropterus dolomieu (smallmouth bass)
Lineage: Eukaryota; Metazoa; Chordata; Actinopteri; Centrarchiformes; Centrarchidae
Product: sphingosine-1-phosphate phosphatase 1-like
Exons: 3
Coding region: 318-1622 (434 amino acids)
Biological process (GO): sphingosine metabolic process; phospholipid dephosphorylation
Cellular component (GO): endoplasmic reticulum membrane
Molecular function (GO): sphingosine-1-phosphate phosphatase activity
Source: RefSeq, a predicted model, not a curated record